AAUGCUCAUUUACUCUUUACCCUUCUCUCUUCCUUUUUCCGGCGCAAACGGCCUCAACAUCAUCACCCCGGGGAAAUGCAGCUCCGAUCUCGUCAGGUCAUCUCUAAUCCGUCCGCAAACGGAGAACACAGUGAUGGUUCUGAGUCUUCUGACAAGGCUGACAGUGAUUUCCAGUUGAGUGAUUUGUCUGACCAUGAAAUUCAUGUGGUGUCUUCAGAUUCUGAUGUAAACAACUCUACCAAUAAAGGUGAAAUGUAUGAAGAGAGAGAUUUUCUUGGUUUAAAUUAUAAACCAGAGGCAAAGAUUAAUGUUACUCUUUCUGAAUGUGCUGAGCCUUCAAAUAAAAGGGGUGAGACCAAUCUAAAUCUAAACCAAGUCAAUGAUGAAAAGGAGUUAGCAGACCAAGAUUAUGAUGACUAUCCUGAGUCUCAUCACCCUCCUGAGUCUCAUCACCCUCCUGAGUAUCCUAGGCCAAUCAGAAAGAGGAAAUACAGUGGAAGAAAGAAAAGGAAGAGAACAAAUACAGGGUCAUUGUUGAAGUGGGAGGAAUGGGAAGACAAUCACGAGAAAUGGAUUGAUCAGAACUUUGCUGCAGAUGUAGAUUUGGAUCAGCAGAAUGCAGUAAUAACUGAAACUGCUGAACCAUCAUCUGAGUUGAUUAUGCCUUUGUUAAGAUACCAAAAAGAAUGGUUGGCAUGGGCUCUAGAACAGGAGAAGUCUCCAGUCAAAGGGGGAAUCCUUGCAGAUGAGAUGGGAAUGGGAAAGACCAUUCAAGCAAUUGCUCUUGUUCUUUCCAAAAGAGAACUCUUUCACACGACUGGUGAAUGUGAUGGAUCUUCAUUGACUCCCAGUUCAUCUAAAGAUUUUCCUGCAGUUAAAGCAACCCUUGUGAUUUGCCCUGUUGUGGCAGUCAGUCAGUGGGCAAGUGAGAUUGAUCGGUUUACAUUAAAGGGAAGUACCAAAGUGCUGGUUUACCAUGGGGCCAAAAGAGGGAAGAGUAUUGAACAGUUCCUGGAUUAUGAUUUUGUGAUAACCACAUAUUCUGUUGUUGAGUCUGAGUAUAGAAAAUAUAUGAUGCCUCCCAAGGAAGAGUGUAAAUAUUGUGGGAAGUUAUUCCAGCCAUCAAAACUCCGAGUUCACCUAAAGUAUUUUUGCGGCCCACAUGCUACUAGGACAGCAAAGCAGUCCAAACAAAAGAGGAAGGAGAAAUCAAUGUCAAAUGUGAAAAAGGUUGUAAGAAAGAAGAAAUCAGAACUUAAUAUGGAAGAGAAAGAUAUGGGCUCUGAGUUUGAAGUGGAAGAUUCUGCAAGAGUAGAACGUCACUCAACUCAAGGAAAAUCAGUUUUGCACUCUGUGAAGUGGAAGCGCAUCAUCUUGGAUGAGGCCCAUUUUGUGAAAGAUAAACGUUGCAACACUGCAAAGGCUGUUAUGUCUUUAGAGUCCUCUUAUAAAUGGGCUCUGAGUGGCACUCCACUUCAGAACCGUAUUGGAGAACUAUACUCUCUGGUCCGGUUCUUGCAAGUAGACCCAUACUCCUAUUAUUUGUGCCGCGAUUGUGACUGCAGAAUUCUUGAUUACAGUUCAUCAAACCAAUGUUCCAACUGUGAGCAUGCUUCUGUGAGGCACUUUUGUUGGUGGAAUAAGUAUGUGGCUACACCAAUACAGCAUCAUGGUACUGCUGUUAAUUCUGGAAAAAGAGCCAUGAUAUUGCUUAAACACAAAGUUUUGAAACAAAUUCUCCUUAGACGUACCAAGAAGGGCCGGGCAGCUGAUCUUGCUCUUCCUCCCAGAAUUGUUUCAUUGAGGCGAGACAGCUUGGAUAUAAAGGAAGCAGAUUAUUAUGAAUCCUUAUACAAUGAAAGUCAAGCACAAUUUAACACAUAUGUCCAAGCAGGAACUCUAUUGAACAACUAUGCUCACAUAUUUGACCUCCUUACUCGCUUGCGACAGGCUGUUGAUCACCCUUACCUUGUGGUGUAUUCUAGUAGUGCUGUACGGAGGAGUGGAAGCUUGGUUGUUGAUGCUGAUAAAGAUAAUGUUGAACAAGAAUGUGGGAUUUGCCAUGAAUCAGCAGAAGAUCCUGCGGUUACCUCUUGUGGACAUGUAUUCUGCAAGGCAUGCUUGCUUGACUAUUCAACCUCAGUAGGAGAAGUCAAAUGCCCAUCUUGUUCAAGAGCACUUACUGUAGAUCUAACUACAAAGGCAGAUGCUGGAGGUCAGACUGGGAAAACAACAGUUAAGGGGUUUAAAUCCUCAAGUAUUAUAAACAGAUUACAACUGAAUGAUUUUCAGACAAGCACAAAAAUUGAGGCUUUGAGGGAAGAAAUCAGAUUCAUGGUUGAAAGAGACGGUUCUGCCAAAGGAAUUGUCUUUAGCCAGUUCACAUCCUUCUUGGAUCUAAUUAAGUACUCCCUCCAAAAGUCUGGUGUAAAAUGUGUUCAAUUGGAAGGAAGUAUGUCUCUUCCUGCAAGAGAUGCUGCAAUCAAAACAUUUAUUGAGGAUCCAGAUUGCAGGAUUUUCCUCAUGAGCUUGAAAGCUGGAGGUGUCGCUCUUAAUCUUACAGUUGCAUCCCAUGUCUUCUUGAUGGAUCCAUGGUGGAACCCAGCUGUGGAGAGGCAAGCUCAAGAUAGAAUUCACCGAAUAGGGCAGUAUAAGCCAAUCAGGAUUGUGAGAUUUAUCAUUGAGAACACAAUCGAGGAGAGGAUUUUGAAACUGCAAGAGAAGAAAGAAUUGAUGUUUGAAGGGACCAUAGGUGGCUCUUCAGAGGCUUUAGGGAAAUUGACAGAGGCAGACAUGAGAUUUCUGUUCACCAAUUAAACAAGGUUCCACCCAAAUUGAAGCAAAGAGAGAGUUGCAUUUAGACAACUUACCAGUCCACAACCAAAGGACUGGGUGUUCGUGGUUAUUAAUUCUCUCAAAUGAACUUCUGAUUUUUGUCAUUAGUAAUUUGGGUUAAACAGCUUUUGUUUUUUGUUGAAGAUAACUUUUUGAAGACAUGUUAUUAGUAUUUCUAAUGCGUGGACCUUCCUCUUAAGAUGAAAAUCAUGGGGAAAAAACAUUUAUGAUAAUAUAGAAUAAAUGGAUGGAAUUGAUGGCGUGGUUCUGCUGUCUUCAUGACAGCAUGGUAGAAUAUGAUGAUGAAUGAUGGUAAAAUAUGAUGAUGUACCCACGCCACUGCUCCUGAUGCCUUUGCCUGGAUGGGUAGCUCCAAUGGCAAUUUCUCCUCUUCCUCUCUGCCUACUGCUUGUUGAAGGACACCUUUAUCUUGUUAAGGAUAAUUCCUGGCUUUGGAUUUGAAAGUUGUGUACUUUUGUCUUUACCUAAGAUCCAAUCCUUUGCUACUUCUUAUUUGUUUUUUUUAUUUAAUAAUAUUAAUUUUAUUAA
This is a messenger RNA of Rubroshorea leprosula, 3384 nucleotides long. Lineage: Eukaryota; Viridiplantae; Streptophyta; Magnoliopsida; Malvales; Dipterocarpaceae. The record is from the annotation of a GenBank genome assembly.